Molecule: messenger RNA, 1755 nt
Organism: Penicillium odoratum
Lineage: Eukaryota; Fungi; Ascomycota; Eurotiomycetes; Eurotiales; Aspergillaceae
Exons: 1
Coding region: 1-1755 (584 amino acids)
Source: RefSeq, a predicted model, not a curated record
AUGCUACCACCACGAAAUGCCAUCGGUCGAAUACCGACCCACACUCGACUGUUUCUUCGAACGAAUGGCCCCAAUAUCUGCCUCCGAUCCUUCACAAACCGCACACCACUUCUCCUCUCCCCACCACCCGGCCGGCCUCAAUUACCAUUCCUAACACCGCUAGCCCCAUCUCGACCGCUGCCGCCACUCUCCAUUCACCUGCGCAAGCAUUUUGGCCGACUCAUCUCUACCGAAAGUCGCGAGGGUUAUAAGCGCCGCUUCGGCCGGGGCCUAAAACUUAGCCUUUCAUUCGGCGCAAUCUUGAUCCUGUUCUCUAUCAUCCAACUCGGCGUCUAUCAAGAAGAUAUCGAGCACCAAUGGCCCACACCACCGGAAUGGUCCUGGAAAAGCCGCUGGUCGCUGCGCUCUGCACAAGCGCUCCAGCAUCCUGAUUACAUUGGCAAGUUGAUGACCAAUUGGCCCAUGGUAGCCGGAUACAUGUCGGAAUUACUGGAGCGGCUUGAGGAUGUGGAAGGUGAAGGCAAGGGGAUUGUUGAACAAUAUGAGGGUGGUCUCCUUGUCGAAGGUGUUGGUCGCACAGGUCUAGAUGUAUCGGCCAAAAGUGAGCCCUGGCGACGGGGAUAUUUCCAGGCUCUUAUGGGUGCUGCAAAAGCGGCCGAAAACCUGGAUGGCUGGGUGACGGAUCGCAAGCAGAAGAUUUCUGCACCGGCGGAGUAUGUCAUUGGACCGUCCAAUCCCAGACCUAAGCCCAUGCCUGCUGGCCAAAAGAAGGAGAUUCAUGAGGAGGACUGUGAGCCUGCAUCACCUCCGCCCGAAACCUUUUACAUGAAGGUUCUUACGACAAACGGAUUCGACACAAGACAGAAGCUUGACGCUGCACUUGCCUAUGCCGAUUGGUUGGACUUCAAGGGUCUGCCGGAUACGGCAGGCGAUAUGUAUACUUGGGCCAUGGAUAUUGCUACGGGUGGAUACGAAGGCGACGCCAGCAAGAUCGUGGAUGUCAAAACCGGCGUGCUUAAAAGCAGUGCUUCUGGUCUGCCAUCUGAGAACAUUCUGCGAGUGUCAACUGCACUAGCUGUUCACAAUGCUCGCCACCAUAACCUCCCUGCCGCGCUCUCCAUCUUCACAUCCAUCCUUAAGGCGCGUCGUGCCCUUCCUCUCUCAUCCGACUCCUUCUCCCAAGCUUCUCUCCCUGCACUCCCCACAAGAUCCUCCAGCGACCCCUUUUCCGCUCUUUUCAAAACCCUGAAAACCGUUUUCAUCCCCGUCGAAUAUCCACCGCCUCUCUCAUCAGGUGAUGUCCCACCUCACCAAACAGCGAGCUCCCCCUGUGAUGAAGCUGGCCUCAUGACAUAUAUUGGGGAAAUCAUCUACGCCUCCUCGUCCCAUGAUCAGGGCCUCGCUUGGACGCGUGAUGCAGUCGAGAUGGCCGAGUCGACGAUGCUGAGUCUGAGCUCUGACGAAAAGGCUGCGCGUGCACAAUGCGCGCAAUGUCUGAAGGUCGGACUUGAGAAUUGGAAGACCAUGGUAUCGGCACUUGUUAGGCGUUCCCAGAAGGAAGAAAGGGAAAGUCUUGAACGAGCUCCGAAAGCCUGGUAUGGCGGUGCGCGUGAUGCUAAGAAGAAGGCUGAGGUGUCAAGGAGAUGGAAGGCUGAGGAGGCCGUCCUUGAGGAUCGAAUCCGGAAGAUUUUCCCGCUGCUUGUUGGGGAAUCUGAUCUGGAUUCGUUGUCGCCAAACAGUUCUUUGUUUUUGUAA